Molecule: messenger RNA, 2329 nt
Organism: Echinops telfairi (small Madagascar hedgehog)
Lineage: Eukaryota; Metazoa; Chordata; Mammalia; Afrosoricida; Tenrecidae
Gene: GALNT1
Product: polypeptide N-acetylgalactosaminyltransferase 1
Exons: 11
Coding region: 112-1791 (559 amino acids)
Cellular component (GO): Golgi apparatus
Source: RefSeq, a predicted model, not a curated record
GUUAUGAACGUGGUUUCUGAUGAAACUGGAUUGGAAUCGUUUUCAUGAUAUUUGUACAUUUAUACAUAUAUAUAUAUAUAUUUUGAAAUUUUGCAUUUGACUUAAAGUGCCAUGAGAAAAUUUGCCUACUGCAAGGUGGUCCUGGCCACCUCCUUGAUUUGGGUACUCCUGGAUAUGUUCCUGCUGCUCUACUUCAGUGAGUGCAACAGAUGUGACGAGAAGAAGGAGAGAGGGCUUCCUGCUGGGGAUGUUCUAGAGCCAGUGCCAAAGCCUCAUGAAGGUCCCGGGGAAAUGGGGAAGCCAGUCGUCAUUCCUAAAGAGGAUCAAGAGCAGAUGAAAGAGAUGUUCAAGAUCAAUCAGUUCAAUCUGAUGGCAAGCGAGAAGAUCGCACUCAACCGAUCGCUACCUGAUGUCAGAUUAGAAGGGUGCAAAACCAAGGUGUAUCCAGAUGCUCUCCCUACAACCAGUGUGGUGAUUGUUUUCCACAACGAGGCCUGGAGCACCCUCCUGCGAACUGUGCACAGUGUCAUCAACCGCUCCCCACGGCACAUGCUGGAGGAAAUUGUCCUGGUGGAUGACGCCAGCGAACGAGACUUUUUGAAGAGACCCCUAGAGAGCUACGUGAAAAAAUUAAAAGUACCAGUUCAUGUCAUUCGAAUGGAGCAGCGUUCUGGAUUGAUCCGAGCCCGGUUAAAAGGAGCGGCUGUGUCUAAAGGACAAGUGAUCACCUUCUUAGACGCUCACUGUGAGUGCACAGUGGGGUGGCUGGAGCCCCUCCUCGCCAGGAUCAAGCAUGACAGGAGGACAGUCGUGUGCCCCAUCAUUGACGUGAUCAGCGACGACACAUUUGAGUACAUGGCAGGUUCUGACAUGACGUACGGCGGAUUCAACUGGAAGCUCAACUUUCGCUGGUACCCUGUUCCCCAAAGAGAAAUGGACAGGAGGAAAGGGGAUCGAACCCUUCCCGUCAGAACGCCAACAAUGGCAGGAGGUCUUUUUUCAAUAGACAGAGAUUACUUUCAGGAAAUUGGAACAUAUGAUGCUGGAAUGGAUAUUUGGGGAGGAGAGAACCUAGAAAUUUCCUUCAGGAUAUGGCAGUGUGGAGGGACUUUGGAAAUUGUGACGUGUUCACACGUGGGACACGUCUUUCGGAAAGCUACCCCUUACACAUUUCCAGGAGGCACAGGGCAGAUUAUCAAUAAAAACAACCGACGACUCGCAGAAGUAUGGAUGGAUGAGUUCAAGAAUUUCUUCUAUAUAAUUUCCCCAGGUGUUACCAAGGUCGACUAUGGAGACAUAGCCUCAAGGCUGGGGCUGAGACACAAACUGCAAUGCAAACCUUUCUCCUGGUACCUAGAGAAUAUUUAUCCUGACUCUCAAAUACCACGCCACUAUUUCUCUUUGGGAGAGAUCAGAAACGUGGAAACGAAUCAAUGCCUGGAUAACAUGGCUCGCAAGGAGAAUGAAAAAGUUGGGAUUUUUAACUGUCACGGUAUGGGGGGUAACCAGGUUUUCUCUUACACUGCCAACAAGGAAAUUAGGACAGAUGACCUUUGCUUGGACGUCUCCAAGCUCAACGGCCCAGUCACAAUGCUCAAAUGCCACCAUCUGAAAGGCAACCAACUGUGGGAGUACGACCCGGUGAAACUCACCCUGCAGCAUGUGAACAGUAACCAGUGCCUGGAUAAGGCCACUGAGGAGGACAGCCAGGUGCCCAGCAUCAGGGACUGCAACGGGAGCCGGUCCCAGCAGUGGCUUCUUCGGAACGUCACCCUUCCAGAAAUAUUCUGAGACCAAAUGUACAACCACAAAAUAAACAGAGGAAGAAGAAAUUAAGGAUUGACUGGGCUACCUCAGCAUACAUUUCUGCCACCUUCUUACGUAGCAAAAAAGGAAAAGUCUUUCCUGUUCUGCAGGAUGCAAGGUGUAUCAGCCAUUCAAACAUCAGACUCCUCGAGCUUUCCGCCAGCUGUGAACCAGCCUUCCUGUCCGAGGACGGGAACCUACGUAGGAGUGAGACUGCGCACACUGAUGUUUACAAGAUUGAGUCUCCUCAAGAACCAUCGUAAGGCGCACUCAGACAAUGAAGAAGCAACCAGGAAGACGUGCCCGCACAUCAGUCGCUAUUCCGACGGGAUGUGCCGUCGCGGAGAAGAGAUUUCCAAGGUUUCUUAUUUUCUGAUUAGAACUGGUAGCCAGUAUAUGAAAUAUUGAUAUAAAAAUUAAUGAAAAAGAACUGGAACCAGAUUCAGUAUCAUGAAACCAACAUUUUUACAAUAAUAAUUUUAAGAAAAAAAGCUAUAUUAAACAGGGUUUAAAGAAAAUUAAA